AGUAGAACAACCGGAAGAAGAAAAGCCUAAUGAAAUAUCUAUUAGUCCUUGGAGGCGCGAUAAAAAACCAAAGAAAGAGAUCGUGCCGGAAACAAAACCAGUGGAAAUUCCUGAGGAGGUUAUUGAAGAAGAAGAAGUUAUUACAACAAUACAAAUGGAAAAGAAACCAAAGAAAACGAAGAAGAUCGUUGAGUUCAAAGAAGAAGUCGAAAUAGUUUCGAUAGAUCAGCAAGAAGUACUUCAAACUGAAGAAGUAACAAAGACUGAAGACCAAGUAGAUGAAGUCCAAGAAGUCUCCGAAGUAUCGUGGAGAAAAACUAAGAAAUCUAAACCAAAGAAACCUGAAGAAGUCCCAGUACAAGUUCCUCAACCCGUAGAAGAACAAGAAACAAUCGUCGAAGAAAAGACUGAAGAAACAAUUACGCUUAAACGAGGUAGAAAGAUUGUUAAACCUGAAGAACAAAAGCCUGAAGCAGUUGAGCUUAAACCUUUGGAAGCAAAACCGAUUCCAGAACAACCGGACGAGACAACUGAAACGAGCACAGAAGGUGUUACGAUUACAAAGAAAAAGAAGACUAUAAAGGCCGUAGAAGUUCAGGAAGAAAAACGCGAAGAUACUGUUGAAGUAGAACGGAUAGAAAAAUCUAAGCGGAAACAAAAAAUUCAAAUGGACAUUCCAAUUCCCGACAAAGACGUCGCUCCCAGAUUCAUUCAGAAACUCCAACCAAUUAUUUCUGAGCCAAAUAAACCCGUGAAAUUUACUUGUACCGUAGUCGGUCAUCCAACACCUGCGAUCACCUGGUACCGAAACGAGCAAGAACUGCAUGCUACCGAAAAGUACACCAUGACUGUCGUUGAAACUACCGCAUCUUUAGAGAUAGUCAAAGUUACAGAAGAAGACGUUGGAAUGUACACUUGCCGCGCUUCCAAUCCUGCCGGCACUGCCGUAUCGACAGUCAAUCUCGUCAUCUUCGGUACGACUGACCGUGAAUUUUGCGUGAAAAGCUUUCUGAUCUCUAAUCCGCCAUUUUUUCUUUCAGGAUAACUGUUUUGUUUCGUUUUUUUCUCUAAUACCUCAAUAAUACUUUUGUUUUUUUCAGGAUGCAUGAACAAUUGAUAUUUCUCCAUAUUUUUAGGACCAAAAAGUUGAUACUUGUUAUUAUUUUACAGAAAAAGAAGAAGAAGGAGUAGCUCCGCACUUCGCAACUCCAAUAAAGCCUCUAAUGGUCCAAGAACACCAACCCGCGACUUUAGAAUGCGUUGUAACAGGUACUCCAGCACCAGAAGUCAAGUGGUACCGCAAGGAAAUAGAAAUCAAGCCUCAGAAAGGCACAGAGAUAACAUUCAAUCCCGAAACUGGUGAAGCUAAGCUGACAAUUCUUGAACCUACACCCCAAGAUGAGACGAUUUAUCGCGUAAGAGCGGUGAAUAAGUUUGGCCGAGCUGAAUGCCGUGCUAAUUUGCUAAUCAGCAAUGCAGUUGUCGUAACGAAGCCUGAAGUGAUGCAUGCACCAAGAAUCACCAAACCAGUUCCCGCUUUGAUUGCUCAUAAGGGCAAGCCAUUAGUUCUGACCGCAGAAUUCGAUAGCACUCCUAAGCCCGAAGUAAAGUGGUUCAAAAAUGGCGUAGAGUUGGCUCCAACUGACCGACAAGUCAUUUCAAUCUACGAAAACACCGCCGAGCUGACCAUUUCUGACGUUACCAAGAAAGAUUCCGGGAAGUACGAGAUCAGAGUUCAGAAUCCCGUGGGUGAAGCUAGAAGCUCUGGCUCAGUGGCUGUCAGAGAACGGGAAGAGAUAGUUGAUGAGACUGAAGACAAACCAAAGGCUCCGUGCUUUGUUGAACCCUUAAAACCCCAAAUUGUUAGCGUAGGAGAAGUCGUUAUCAUGGAGGCUGUGGUGGAUUCUUAUCCUACUGCAUCAUUCCAGUGGUUCCAUGACAACAAACCACUGGAGUCUUCUCCAGCUGUGAGGAUUGUCACAAAGGAAAACAGGUCCGUUCUGCUGGUCAAGGAGAUCAAGCCAGAAGAAGCUGGUGGUUACACAUGCAGGGCUGAGAAUGUUGUCGGCUCAGUGACCUGCACAGCCAGUGUCAAUAUCAUGGAAGUCACCUGGGAAGAAACUACUGAACUUGCGUCUCCGACGUUUGUGAAGAAGCUUUCGCCAGUUAGGGUGAUGGAUGGAGAGAGCGUUGAUUUAACGUGUGUUGUAAAAGGCAAGCCUACACCUAAGAUCCAUUGGUAUCAUGAUGACAAGCCUAUCAAGGAAGGCAAGGAAAUUACUAUCUUGCAAGACACUGAAGGAGUUUGUAGUCUUGCUAUCACUGAAGUCUUUCCGGAGGAUGCUGGGGAGUACACUUGUCGCGCUCUUAAUCCUGUUGGUGAAGCUGUUUGCACGACUUCGCUUAUUGUUGAAGCGUACGAGUAUGUUCCGGAUUCAGAAAUUGCUUCUUCAGCAGUUGCUGGAUCACUGAUCAGUGGUUCUGAGGAAGACCUUCUCUCUCCAAAGGAGGCUCCUCUAUCUGAUACCGAUACAGAGGACUCAGCACCGGAGAUUAUUAAAACACUUCCUCAGUUAAUUCCGGCUAAAGAUGGAGAAUUGACUCGAUUGGAAGUUAAGGUAAAAGGUAAACCAAAACCAGAAGGCAAAUGGUAUAAACAGGGUAUUGAAAUAAAAUCUUCACAAGAAUUUCAAAUAGAAGAGUUUGAAGACGGUACAUCUGUAUUAACGAUCGCUGAAACUUAUCCCGACGAUACCGGUGAAAUCGUUUUUGAAGCACUCAAUCCACUGGGUGUUUCAACUACUACUACGUAUUUAUCUGUUGA
Molecule: messenger RNA, 2824 nt
Organism: Cotesia congregata
Lineage: Eukaryota; Metazoa; Arthropoda; Insecta; Hymenoptera; Braconidae
Source: the annotation of a GenBank genome assembly